Molecule: messenger RNA, 411 nt
Organism: Didymodactylos carnosus
Lineage: Eukaryota; Metazoa; Rotifera; Eurotatoria; Philodinida; Philodinidae
Source: the annotation of a GenBank genome assembly
CUAUUUAAAUUCUUUAAUGAAGAAAGUCUAACAACAGUAUAAAGAAUCUCAAAAUUUUCUAGGGGGAGCUCAGAAGCUUCUAGGGGGAGCUCCGCUGCCCCAAGCUCCCCCGGUGGCUCCGCCACUAAUUCUUUCCUGAAGAAAGAACAUAUGCGACAAUUUCAAAAUAAAAAUGUUUCUCUUUUAGGUUCACAAGCACAAAUGCAAAGUCGAGAAAUAAGAUUUGAACCUGUGAUGGCUACAACACAAGAUGAAGAAUCUGACCAAGAUUUAGAUAAAAAUCAUCAAUCAAAAUCAUUCAAAAGACAGCAAAUAGUAGCUAUGUCAGGGGUGAGAGUAAAAAAAUCGAAAUACCUGCCAGGGAGGAUUCGUAAGGGAUACCAAGCACCACGCAAAGUACCCGUAACAUAG